AGGGAUUUUACACAGCUACUCAGGAGAAACGAAAUGAUCUGCCCUGGAGCCGCAGCAAAAUGCUGGAUGGACACCUACUCCUGGGAUGGUUAUCGUUCACAGUCAUAGUGUAUCUUCUCAACUUGCCCGGACCGACCGCAGCCUAUUUCGGGCUGACGGGUAAUGAACCGCUGUCCAUCCUGCCACUGAACUCUCUGCCGGAGGAGAACGUGGGCAGGGCCCACUACAAGCUGUGCGACCGGCUCAAACUGGAAAAGAAGCAGCGCAGGAUGUGCAGACGCGACCCGGGCGUGGCGGAGACCUUGCGGGAGGCCAUCACCAUGAGCGCCCUAGAAUGCCAGUACCAAUUCCGCUUUGAGAGGUGGAACUGCACCUUAGAAGGGCGCCACCGAGCCAACAUACUAAAGAGAGGGUUUAAAGAGACGGCCUUCUUGUACGCCAUCUCGUCGGCCGGCCUUACCCACGCGAUGGCCAAGGCCUGCAGCGCUGGACGCAUGGAGCGUUGCACCUGCGACGAGGCUCCGCACUUGGAGAACCGCAAGGCGUGGCAGUGGGGAGGCUGCGGGGACAACCUCAAAUACGCAAACAAGUUUGUCAAGGACUUCCUGGGCAAACGCUCCAACAAGGACCUGCGCGCACGCGUGGACAUGCUCAACACAAACGUCGGCAUCAAGGUGAUCAAGGCCGGGGUGGAGACCACUUGCAAGUGCCACGGCGUCUCCGGCUCCUGCACCGUGCAGACCUGCUGGAGGCAGCUCCAGCCCUUCCACGAGAUCGGCAAGCAGCUGAAGCAGCGCUACGAGACCUCCAUCAAGGUGGGCAGCUCCACCAAUGAGGCCACGGGGGAGGGGGAGAUCUCUACAGGCCGGGAACAACAACAACAGCAGCAGCAACAACAACAACAACAACAACAACAACCGCCACAGCAGCAGCAGCCCGGCCCGAGCGAUCAGACCCCUCGUACGAUGGACCUGCGCCACAUCGAGGACUCGCCCAGUUUCUGUCGACCCAGCAAGUACUCGGCGGGCACGACGGCCCGCAAGUGCUACAAGGACAAGAACUGCGACGCCAUCUGCUGCGGGCGGGGCCACAACACGCAGAGCAGCGAGGUGACCCGGCCGUGCCAGUGCCAGGUGCGCUGGUGCUGCUACGUGGAAUGCAAGCAGUGCACGCAGAGGGAGGAGGUGUAUACCUGCAAAGGGUAAACGUGGGGGCGAGCGCGCGGGGGGGGACGGCGGCGGCGUCGAGGAGGAGCGGUUGCUUUGUUCCCGACGACACGAACGAGGAGCGAGCCCGAUUCCGAAGCAACAAGCACUUUGAGGGGAUUUCUGUGGUUUCGGACUUUUCGGAGGUCCCGCGUGGCCGCACGCAGAUCCAAGAACCUUCUCAGACAACUGGGGCAACAUCUCAAGCUUUUUAUAUUUUUUUAUUUUCAAUUUCGCAAAAUCCCAGCGAUGCCUUGAAGAGAGACACUUUUUAUUUUCCCCCCCUAUUUUAAAAUAAAUCCAAAUGCAUCUUUUCUCAAAGAGGUCAGAGAUCAGCGUCCAGCUGAUGAGGAUCAGACACACCGACAGACAGGGUUCUGUGUGUGUGUGAUUCUUUACAUGUGUGUGUUUUUUACAGGAGCGCGCGAUGGGCAUAGAGGGGGGGGGGGCUUUGUAUGACGACUAUUAUGGCAAAGAAAACCAUAUUCAGAGACUUGCUAAAAAGAAAAAAAAAAGACCGGGUGUAAGAUUUACUUUACACGCACACAUUUA
Gasterosteus aculeatus aculeatus (three-spined stickleback) is the source of this 1757-nucleotide messenger RNA. It is a transcript of the gene wnt9a, whose product is annotated as wingless-type MMTV integration site family, member 9A. Lineage: Eukaryota; Metazoa; Chordata; Actinopteri; Perciformes; Gasterosteidae. Gene Ontology annotation, biological process: multicellular organism development; cell fate commitment; canonical Wnt signaling pathway. The record is from RefSeq and is a predicted model, not a curated record. Gene Ontology annotation, molecular function: cytokine activity; frizzled binding. Gene Ontology annotation, cellular component: extracellular region.